AUGUCGAAGGAGGAGGAGGAUGUUUUGUCGAUAAAAAAGCGCCUUUAUGCGAAAGAGAUGGUGCAAUUUCUGAACGACAGUUGGACGCCGUACCACGCGGUUUUGUCUUCGGCGAAAAUAUUACUCGCGAAUGGGUUUCAAGAAAUCUCGGAAAAAGACCGAUUCAUGGACUCGGAGUUGAAACCUACGGGGAAGUAUUUCUACACCAGAGGGUUAUCCUCCAUCGUCGCGUUCGCCAUUGGGGGCGAAUACGAACCCGGGAACGGGUUUGUUAUGAUUGGUGCGCACACGGAUUCGCCGUGUCCCAAACUGAAACCGAAAACGAAAGUCGGGGUGAAUUCGCAGACGGAUUUGAUGCAAGUGGCGGUGCAACCGUACGGGGGUGGGUUGUGGCACACGUGGUUUGAUCGAGAUUUAGGCGUCGCUGGGAGAGUGGUGUUAAUGGACGAGAAGAGCGGGAAAGUGGAGCAUCGAUUGGUUAAGAUGGAGGAACCGAUGUUACGCGUGCCAAACUUGGCGAUUCAUUUGAAUCGGGACAUCUAUACCGAGGGAUUUAAGGUGAACUUUCAAACGCACAUGGCGCCGUUGUUAGGGUUGAAAACACAGAAGACGAAGAAGAAGCAAGGAGGAGACGGUGAUGAUACAGAUAACGCUGAAAAUAACCACCACCACUCGGAAUUUCUCGAGAAGCUGGCGAAAGCGUUGAACUGCGACCCGUCCUCGAUUCGAGAUUUCGAUUUACAGCUAUGCGACGUGCAACCGUCGCAAAUUGGCGGUUUGAACGGAGAAUUCGUAUUAUCUGGGAGAUUAGAUAACUUGGCGUCGUGUUAUUGUAGUUUAGCGGCUUUAGUGGAAGCGACGACGGAGGAGAAAUUGAAGAAGGAGAAAGGCAUACGGGCGUUGUUGCAUUUUGACCACGAAGAGGUUGGAAGCGCGAGCACUACCGGAGCCGGAGGGUCGUUGACGGAUGAGUUUGUCGAUCGCGUGACGAGUGCCUUCGGAAACGGAGACGCGGACACGUUAGCGACGGCGAGACGGAAGUCUUUCUUGGUGAGCGCGGAUAUGGCGCACGCGGUGCAUCCAAACUACGCGGAUAAACACGAGCCAGGGCACAAACCGAAAUUUGGCGACGGCGUGGUGAUCAAACACAACGCGAAUCAGCGGUAUUCAACCGAUGCAAUCACGUCUUUCAUUUUUAAAGAAAUUGGCGAGAGACGAAAGAUUAAAUCGCAAGAGUUUGUGGUUCGUUCGGAUUUGGGGUGCGGGAGCACCAUCGGUCCAAUUUUGAGCACGAGAAGUGGCAUUCGAACCGUGGACGUCGGGAUGCCGCAGCUGUCGAUGCACUCUAUUCGGGAGAUGUGCGGGACGGAGGAUACGAGGUUGUGCGUCGAGCAUUUCAAAGCCGUGUACGAAGAUUUCUUUGAGAUGGACGAGAAGAUGAUCGUGGAUGGAUCGAUUGGACAACUGUGCCGUCCUUGCGAUCGAUUUGAAUCUUCACCGUCCGGGGGGGGCAUCUCCUCCUUAGGAGAUGAGUUGGAGAAAAUGUCGGCGCGAACGUAUUCGUCUUAA
Molecule: messenger RNA, 1569 nt
Organism: Bathycoccus prasinos
Lineage: Eukaryota; Viridiplantae; Chlorophyta; Mamiellophyceae; Mamiellales; Bathycoccaceae
Exons: 1
Coding region: 1-1569 (522 amino acids)
Biological process (GO): proteolysis
Molecular function (GO): aminopeptidase activity; zinc ion binding
Source: RefSeq, a predicted model, not a curated record